AGUCCUCGAUCUGGUAAAAGAAGAAGGCGGCAACUCCCAAGCUUUGAAUUAGUUCUUAGGAGGAAAAGGAAGAGGCGAUCCAGAAUAUAACGUGAGUAUUGAACACUUGAGUAAUGGCUAUGCAAAUGCAGCUUGAAGCAAAUGCAGAUACUUCAGUGGAAGAAGAGAGCCUUGGCCCUCAACCUAUUUCACGAUUAGAGCAAUGUGGUAUAAAUGCCAAUGAUGUGAAGAAAUUAGAAGAAGCUGGAUUCCAUACUGUGGAGGCUGUUGCCUAUGCACCAAAGAAGGAGCUAAUAAAUAUUAAGGGGAUUAGUGAAGCCAAAGCUGAUAAAAUUCUGACUGAGGCAGCUAAAUUAGUUCCGAUGGGAUUCACCACUGCAACUGAGUUCCACCAAAGGCGAUCAGAGAUCAUACAGAUUACUACUGGCUCCAAAGAGCUUGACAAACUACUUCAAGGAGGAAUUGAGACUGGAUCCAUCACAGAGAUGUUUGGAGAAUUCCGAACUGGGAAGACCCAGAUCUGUCAUACAUUGGCUGUAACAUGCCAGCUUCCCAUUGACCGAGGUGGAGGCGAAGGAAAGGCCAUGUACAUUGACACUGAGGGUACCUUUAGGCCAGAACGACUACUAGCAGUGGCUGAGAGAUAUGGCCUCUCUGGCAGUGAUGUCCUGGAUAAUGUAGCAUAUGCUCGAGGAUUCAACACAGAUCACCAGACCCAGCUCCUUUACCAAGCAUCAGCCAUGAUGGUGGAAUCUAGGUAUGCUCUGCUAAUUGUAGACAGUGCCACUGCCCUCUACAGAACGGACUAUUCAGGUCGAGGUGAGCUUUCAGCCAGGCAGAUGCAUUUGGCCAGGUUUCUGCGGAUGCUUCUGCGACUUGCUGAUGAGUUUGGUGUAGCAGUGGUAAUCACCAACCAGGUGGUAGCCCAAGUGGAUGGAGCAGCCAUGUUUGCUGCAGAUCCUAAAAAACCUAUUGGAGGAAAUAUUAUUGCUCAUGCCUCAACAACCAGACUCUACCUUAGGAAAGGAAGAGGAGAAACUAGAAUCUGCAAAAUCUACGACUCUCCCUGUCUUCCUGAAGCUGAAGCUAUGUUUGCCAUCAAUGCAGAUGGAGUAGGAGAUGCCAAAGACUGAAUCAUUGGUUUUUUCCUGUGAUAAACCUACGUGCUGCACCUAAUGGAGAGGACAGCUCACUGGGGUUCUUCACAGGUCGCUUCCUUUGUGACUGCCAGAAACAGGCUUCUGGAAAAACAGCUGUUGUAUCAGCUUUUCUGAUGGUGUAAACAGGAGAUAGGUUAGUAGUUACAAACUGACCUGAAAUGUUUGUUCCUUCUAAAGUGGAUUAAUCUCUGAA
Messenger RNA from Manis javanica (Malayan pangolin), 1353 nucleotides. RefSeq names its product RAD51 recombinase (gene RAD51). Gene Ontology annotation, biological process: DNA strand invasion; reciprocal meiotic recombination; double-strand break repair via homologous recombination. Gene Ontology annotation, molecular function: single-stranded DNA binding; DNA strand exchange activity; ATP-dependent DNA damage sensor activity. Gene Ontology annotation, cellular component: condensed nuclear chromosome. Lineage: Eukaryota; Metazoa; Chordata; Mammalia; Pholidota; Manidae. The record is from RefSeq and is a predicted model, not a curated record.